AUGCGCAGACGACCGAGCCCGCUGACAGAUUCUCGGUGGCGGCAGCAGUGGCGGCGGCGGCGGCGGCGCCUGCGGCGGUCCUGGACUGCGGGGAAUGGGAGCCUUAGCUCUCUGACUGAGCACCGCCCCGCCUCCCUGGCCUCCGACAUGGCUCAGGAAAAGAUGGAGCUAGACCUGGAGCUGCCUCCGGGCACGGGCGGGAGCCCGGCGGAGGGCGGCGGCAGCGGCGGCGGCGGGGCCCUCCGGAGGUCUAAUAGCGCCCCUCUGAUCCACGGCCUCAGUGACACUUCGCCGGUGUUCCAGGCCGAGGCGCCGAGCGCCAGGCGCAACAGCACCACGUUCCCGAACCGCCAUGGCCUGCUGCUCCCAGCCUCCCCGGUCCGCAUGCACAGCAGCCGAUUGCACCAGAUCAAACAGGAGGAGGGCAUGGACUUGAUCAACCGAGAGACCGUCCACGAGCGCGAGGUGCAGAACGCCAUGCAGAUCAGCCACUCCUGGGAGGAAAGUUUCAGCCUGAGUGACAACGACGUGGAGAAAUCCGCCUCCCCGAAGCGCAUCGAUUUCAUUCCGGUGUCACCGGCACCAUCUCCCACCCGGGGAAUCGGGAAGCAGUGCUUUUCACCAUCCUUGCAAAGUUUUGUGAGUAGCAAUGGAUUGCCUCCAAGCCCGAUUCCCAGCCCAACGACCCGGUUUACGACUCGAAGAAGCCAGAGCCCCAUUAAUUGCAUUAGACCAAGUGUUCUUGGACCAUUGAAAAGAAAAUGUGAAAUGGAGACUGAUUAUCCGCCAAAGAGAUUUUUCCAGGGCAUGCUGUCUUCUGACGUCGCACAGCUGUCAGAUCCGGGGGUGUGUGUGUCUUCGGACGCCCUGGAUGGGAACAGCAGCAGUACUGGAUCUUCCUGUAACUCGCCAGCGAAAGUCAGCACUACCACCGACUCCCCGGUGUCACCUGCCCAGGCGGCCUCUCCAUUUAUUCCAGUAGAUGAACUUUCAUCUAAGUGACUCACCCACCUAUUCCCCGAGACUCGGUUGUUUUGUUUUGUUUUGUUGUUUUUUUUUGCAAUGGAGAGAAAAAUCAAGUUGGAGCAAGCACUGAACUUUGUCAAUUAAUUUGAGGCUAUUUCCUAUUUGACUCUUUUUCGGACUUGCCUGAACUGAACUGUUGGUAUUCUAGAGAACUUUUAUGUCAGGUUCCUGCGGAUUACUUCAGUGUAGUAAUAUUUUCAGACGUUUUCCCAAUAAGUGUGUUGAAGCAUACAUCUUUACGCUGCUAAUAUGUCUAAAUACAUAUGUUAUCCCUUGAUUUUUUUAAAAAAAAUAAUUGAGAGCUCUAUUUAUUUAUGGGAUUAUUAAGUUCUGAUGCAAAUAUAAAUGUUGAAUUAAUCAGUGCAGUAAACUGAUGUUUUAAAAUUCCAUACUUCAUGCCCACACUAAUUUUUAAUGUUAUUUUUAGUGAUUGCUAAUUUCUAUUUGAUGAACAAUAACUUACUAUUUACGCUAUUUUUAAAAUAUGUUAGUUAUAUCAAUCCAGUGGUUGUCUUGUUUUAUUCAGGAAUCCUUGGAUAUUCAAUUUUCUGGGUACAGAAGUGAAUGGGAGGGGAACUGAUAAAAGAAUAAAAUAUAAACAUUUGCAACAAA
Myotis lucifugus (little brown bat) is the source of this 1638-nucleotide messenger RNA. It is a transcript of the gene PABIR1, whose product is annotated as family with sequence similarity 122A. The record is from RefSeq and is a predicted model, not a curated record. Lineage: Eukaryota; Metazoa; Chordata; Mammalia; Chiroptera; Vespertilionidae. Gene Ontology annotation, biological process: mitotic G2/M transition checkpoint. Bases 1 to 1002 code for a protein of 333 amino acids. Gene Ontology annotation, molecular function: protein serine/threonine phosphatase inhibitor activity. Gene Ontology annotation, cellular component: nucleus; cytoplasm. The transcript has a single exon.